UUCAGCUUAAUCACUUUGCUAGUGGUCUAGUGGUUAGGGCGUCCACCUCGGCUGCGGUAGGUGGUUCGUUCGAAACCCACCGCCGGAGACCCAACCGGUCAAGAAAACGGGUACAGACGUGGACCCUGGCCAGGCGCCCGGCUUUCUUUCUAGGGUGUGCGUCUGGGAAAGGCUUCGCAAACCCCGCCCCCCUGGGCUGUAGUCCCUUAUAGCUCAAUAGUUUCGAACUGUUCCAACCUGAAAAGGUGGUACCCUCGAUACGUCUGUGAACCACAGGUCGAUCAAUACGCCCGUGGUACUGUGAUGAUAAGUCUCACAGGUAAACGCCUGCUGUCACAGGCUUGUUCUGUGAUGCUGCUUCCUCACCUUCGGGUGGUCGUACGUUCGUGCCCUCGCGUCGUCAAGCGCCAUGGUCAAAGGAUUUCUCCGAAAAUCCUGACCGAUCAUAGCUGUCCCGGCAAAGUCCAAUGCAGUGUCUGCAACGGCUGUCUGACAGAAAAAAAGAAAACGAAAAAAAAAAACUGUGUGGCCCUGACGUUACAUUGGGCAACGUUGAACCGCAGGCUGCUGUCGGUGUUCAUAGCCUUCCUCGAGGCUUACGGCAUCCAAGACGUGAACUCGGUGUUGCGCCACUACGGCUUCGACGAGCCCAGCGUACUGGACGAGACGCUGGGCCAACUGUUCCUGCUGGAGCUGGCGCGUCCCAUGGGCGACUUUCUCAUCCACUGUCCCACGCUCUUCUUCCUGGAAGAAGCUGCGAGCGUUGGUGGCCGGGCGUUCUUCUACGAGUUCGGAUACAGCCCCAGUUACAGGACGUGGCCCGCUUGGCAGGGAGUGCCACAGUUCAUCGAUUUCAUGUUUGCGACGGGUCUCCUGGCUGAGCUGGACGCCAUUAAGCCGGUCUCAGCGCGGGACAUGGCGGUCGCCCGGGACUUUACCAGGAUUGUCGCUGGAUUUGCGAAGACCGGGAACCCCAACGUUCUUCCCAACAUGCUGUGGCGCCGUUGGGAACCUUCGGCCGACGGCGCGCUCGUGCUGGAUUACGACGUGGACAGCGCGUACAAACAAGGGCCGAGCUUCCCGGAGAAAGGCAACUGCGACUUCUGGAGAAGACAUUUCGUGCUGAGAAACUGACCACAGGCGUGUCGCACAUACGCUCAGUGAAUGCUGCACUUGUGUUUGUCCUUCUGAUUUAACUCUAACGAAUGAACGUGGAACACGACGUGGCCGUUUUGUCUGCAACCAGACCGACUCAUCCGCGUGCCAGUGGCGUCCUCCCGAUACGCGACUAUGCGCCAGUUAUUUCUCCUCACUGUUAUACCUUUCUGUUUUGCUUCUUUUCUUUAACCAAUCACAAGCAGUGUUUCGAUUAUACCGAUGAAAAUGGCAUACGGCUUGAAUGAUCGAAUUUUCAAAUGGUUUGCCAUGGGUUGAAUGGCCUGUCGUGCGCGUAGCUGAUGG
Messenger RNA from Dermacentor andersoni, 1461 nucleotides. Its product is annotated as acetylcholinesterase-1-like. Lineage: Eukaryota; Metazoa; Arthropoda; Arachnida; Ixodida; Ixodidae. Gene Ontology annotation, biological process: choline metabolic process; acetylcholine catabolic process. Gene Ontology annotation, cellular component: plasma membrane. The record is from RefSeq and is a predicted model, not a curated record. Gene Ontology annotation, molecular function: acetylcholinesterase activity.